This is a messenger RNA of Candidula unifasciata, 1572 nucleotides long. The record is from the annotation of a GenBank genome assembly. NCBI's taxonomy places the organism in Eukaryota, Metazoa, Mollusca, Gastropoda, Stylommatophora, Geomitridae.
AUGCAGUCUCUCAGGAAAGCAUGUUUAGGGCUUGCAAAGGCUUCAAGGGUCGCCCUUUCAUCUCCCGUUGCGCACAGAAAUACAGUAAAUUAUUUGCCAACGUUGUUUUCCAGCCAUCGUAAAUAUGCCAAGGAAGCAGCAAAGCCCAAGAGUGGUGUCACCCCAGGCCGUGUUGUUGCUGUCAUUGGUGCUGUCGUCGAUGUGCAGUUUGAUGAUGAAUUGCCAUCCAUUCUUAAUGCCUUGGAAGUCCAGAAUAGAUCACCAAGGCUGAUUCUGGAAGUGGCUUCUCACUUAGGUGAUAAUGUUGUGCGUACGAUUGCCAUGGAUGGUACUGAAGGUCUGGUGCGUGGUGAAGUUUGUGUAGAUGUUGGCUCCCCAAUCAGGAUUCCAGUAGGACCCAAAACCUUGGGCAGAAUUAUCAAUGUCAUUGGAGAACCAAUUGAUGAAAGAGGCCCCAUCAAUACUGAACACUAUGCUGCUAUCCACCAAGAAGCCCCAGCAUUUUCAGAAAUGAGUGUCCAGCAAGAAAUCUUGGAAACAGGCAUUAAAGUUGUGGAUCUUUUGGCACCAUAUGCCAGAGGUGGAAAAAUUGGUCUCUUUGGUGGUGCUGGCGUAGGGAAGACUGUGCUCAUCAUGGAGCUGAUUAACAACGUUGCCAAAGCUCAUGGUGGCUACUCUGUGUUUGCUGGAGUCGGUGAGAGGACCCGUGAGGGCAAUGAUCUGUACCAUGAAAUGAUCACAACCAAGGUUAUCAGUCUCACUGAUGACACCUCUAAGGUGUCCCUUGUCUACGGACAAAUGAAUGAGCCUCCAGGUGCCCGCGCCCGUGUGGCUCUCAGUGGGUUGACUGUGGCUGAGUUCUUCCGUGAUCAAGAAGGACAAGAUGUGCUACUCUUCAUUGACAACAUUUUCAGAUUCACUCAAGCUGGUUCUGAGGUAUCUGCCUUGUUGGGUCGUAUCCCAUCAGCCGUAGGCUACCAGCCUACCUUGGCCACUGACAUGGGUAGUAUGCAGGAGAGAAUCACCACAACCAAGAAAGGAUCUAUUACAUCUGUGCAGGCCAUUUUCGUGCCUGCUGAUGAUCUGACUGAUCCUGCUCCAGCCACCACAUUUGCCCAUCUGGACGCAACAACCGUAUUGUCUCGAGGAAUUGCAGAGUUGGGUAUCUACCCUGCUGUGGAUCCCCUUGACUCCAACUCUCGUAUCCUGGACCCUAACGUCGUAGGGGAGGAGCACUAUGCAACAGCCAGAUCUGUACAGAAAAUCCUCCAGGACUACAAGUCACUUCAGGAUAUUAUUGCCAUCUUGGGUAUGGAUGAGUUGUCUGAGGAAGACAAGCUGACUGUGGCCAGAGCCCGCAAGAUGAUGAAGUUCUUGUCCCAGCCUUUCCAGGUGGCUGAAGUCUUCACUGGCUCCGAGGGCAAAUAUGUCCCACUUAAGGAGACCAUCAAGGGCUUCAAGAUGCUUAUCAAUGGUGAACUGGACCACUUGCCUGAAGUAGCCUUCUACAUGGUGGGCAACAUUGAAGAGGUUGUGGAGAAAGCAACAAGGCUGGCAGAGGAACAGUCAUAA